AAAAAAAAGUUCUACAAGGAAAAAAAUACCUACUGCUUCGAAUUGUUCAAUCUUCUCUUCUUCAUACUUGAGUUGACUUUUGUAGUCUACGCCAUUCCUGUUGAAAAAAAAGUGAAAAAUUGUAUCAUGGCAAAGACUUUGGAUGAGACUGUUGAAUAAAUCUAAAUAAUAAAACAACAAAAACAAAAACCAUCCUCAUCAUUCAACCAAGGAAUAAAGGGGAAUUCGCUGCAAUCUUGACAAAAACAAUUCAAAAAAACAAAAAUCUUUAUUGAGAACAGAAGGAGUAGUAGUUACACCACAAGCAACAAAGAAUUCAAACGUGAUCACUUGAUAAAAUAAUUAAAAAAAAAAAAAACCAAAAAACAAAAAUUACAACCAUAACGAAUAACUACAAUAAUCGUAUUUGAUUAUUUCCGUAAAGUUGUAUUCAACUUAUGGCAUCAACCGACGAAAUUUCCAACGGUAUUUUUGGUACAUUUGACAAUAACAAGAUAGUAGAAACGGAAACUGCUGCUCAACUAUUGGACGAGGCUGUUGAUAACUUGACUCUGCAAACGGCAACGGCCAUGUUUAGUGAGGUGUUUGAAAGCAAUAGCAAGGGGGACGAAUUGGAGUCGUCCCCAUUGGAAGAUGCUUGUGCGUUCCCUGAUGGAAUGGAGAAGAAUUGCAAGAUUUGCUCGCUACGCUUGGUGUCGCCGAGAGUAUUGUCAUGUCUUCAUGUCUUUUGUGAAGGAUGUUUGGCAAAGAUGUUGUUGGACGAAAAUGGUUCAGGUGAUCCACCGCUGAAGAAUUCCAUUGAGUGUCCAACUUGCAAGCAAAUUACUCCUGUUGGUCCAAAAGGAGUGGAAUCUUUGACAUGCGAUUACAUUCUGACCAAUAUCUUGGAUCUGUCAUCCAUCGAGUCUGAGAUGUUGUCGUGCACCUCGUGCAAAAGCAAGGAGAAAGCAAUUUCCCGUUGUAAUGAUUGCGCAAACUUCCUGUGCGGCGGCUGUGACAACGCCCACAAAUAUAUGCGUUGUUUUGAGAAUCACGAAGUAGUCAAGUUGGAGGACUUGCAAAAGACCGCCGAAAAAUUGACUAUCCAUAAGCCAUUGUUCUGCAAUGUACAUACCAGUGAGAAUCUAAAAUACUAUUGCUACAACUGCCAAAUACCUGUGUGCAAUGAUUGCUUGAUAGCCGACCACAAGGGUUCCGAACAUCAUUACGAAGUGAUUGGGCUUGCUGAGAAGUGUGUUCGUGUUGAUAUAGAAGAUUUGAUGAAGGAGGCUAAAUCGAAGGUUCAAUAUUGCGAUUCGGCUGCUUCCAAGUUGUCGAGUGAUCUAACUGAGUUGCAAUCGCAACACGACACCGCUAGAGAUUUGAUUGAAGAAUCAUUUCAAAGUUUUAAGGCUGUACUUGAGAAGUGUCGUGAUCAGUCGCUCAAGGAAUUGGGUAAACUGCACUCUGAGCGCGAAUUGAAGAUCAUGGACUUGUUGCAGAAUAUUGAAAAUACCAUGGGAAAAAUUGAUGGAGUGUGCACGUUCACGAAACGUGUAUUAGAGCAGGCUAAUGCUGCUGAAUUCCUUAGCAUGAAGAAGCUAAUAUCUAAGCAAUUUAUAAAUUUGAUCAACAAUACGCCAAAGUGUGAUGUCAAUUAUUCGCUUGAGUUCGACACCAAAUUUGAUAAAUUCGAGCAAUUGGCUCAUGAUACAUUUGGCAAAUUUCGCACUGAAUCGACUCCACCCAGUCCAAAGGAGAGUACACCACCACCAACUUUGCCUGGUAUGCCACCAUCCUUGAUGACUCGCAAUAUAAUGGCAAAUAGCUCACAAAAUGCUUUGGCUAGCUCUGUCACAGCUAGUAGUCCCAUUUCUUUGCCAACAUCGAUGCAGUCGUCAUUUGAUGGAGAUUUAUCGGUUCUUGGAAAUGGCUUUAUGAUGCCAAGUGUUUUGUCACCCGACUCACCACCACAACAUUCUAUGGGCGGUGGCGGUCCUCUUUCUUCCAAUGGCAAUGUUGGUCCUCCACCAGUUGUUGGUGUAGGCAAUGGUGGUCCACCACAACCUUCGAUCAGUAUGCUUGAGUAUAACUUGCAACGUUUGGCAAAUCUGGCUGAAAAUACUCCUGACGGUUUGUCUGAUGCUAUGGUGGCUGCUGGUAAUCCAUCACAGGGACAGCAAACCCAAUCUAUUACAUUGGCUGAUAUUCUUUCUGGAGAUCAAAGGGCAUUCAAUAACCUUCAAGCUCUAGCAAAACUUGGAUUGAAUGGCAACGUAGAUUUUCACACAGACAUGACAUCUAAUCAGCUUUUACCGAGUGGACCUUCACCAGGCAUUGAUUGUUUAUUGCCAGAUUUUUGCCUACCACCAGCUACAUCGCCAAGUCUAUCAACACUUGCUCCACUUUCCGAUGAAAUGAGUAUCACCAAUUUCCAUGCAGGCAUCAAUGUUACUGGUAGAAACAAGGCUACCCCUAUGCAAAUUCGUUCUAAAUUCGGAUCAUUGGGAACUGCCAAAGGACAAUUUAAUUCGCCCCAUGGCUUUUGCUUGGGUGUAGAUGAAGAAAUUAUUGUAGCCGAUACAAACAAUCAUCGAAUUGAAGUUUUUGAAAAGAAUGGACAACUGAAGUUCCAUUUCGGUGUGCCUGGUAAAGACGAGGGACAAUUGUGGUAUCCACGAAAGGUUGCUGUAAUGCAUACCAAUGGAAAGUUUGUUGUGUGCGAUCGUGGAAAUGAACGAUCUCGUAUGCAGAUAUUCUCGAAGUGUGGACAUUUUAUGCGAAAAAUUGCCAUAAGAUACAUCGAUAUUGUCGCUGGAUUGGCUGUGACUUCAAAGGGACAUAUUGUUGCUGUGGAUAGUGUUUCGCCAACUGUUUUUGUUAUUUCUGAAGAGGGUGAAUUGGUGCGCUGGUUUGACUGCAGUGAUUAUAUGAGGGAACCUUCCGAUAUAGCAAUUAGAGACAACGAUUUUUACGUAUGUGAUUUCAAAGGACACUGUGUAGCUGUUUUUAAGGAAGAUGGAGUCUUCCAAUAUCGCAUUGGAAAUGAAAAAGUAACCUGUUUCCCAAAUGGAAUUGAUAUAUCUAAUGCAGGUGACAUUUUGAUUGGAGAUUCUCAUGGAAAUCGCUUCCAUGUUGCUUGUUACUCACGAGAUGGCGUUUUACAGUCAGAAUUCGAGUGCCCACAUGUAAAGGUUUCUCGAUGCUGCGGUCUAAAAAUAACAUCCGAGGGCUAUGUUGUUACCCUAGCCAAAAAUAAUCAUCAUGUUUUAGUGCUUAAUACUCUUUAUGUUCACUGAUUGAAAACAAAAAGUCAAUUAGCGAACUUAAACAACUUCAAGCCAAAUCGAUAAAUUUAUCAUAAAAUUUUACUAAAACAAGAACAGAAAAAAAUAUAUAAAAAAAAAAACGCUUAAAAAAUACUACUACUACUACAAAAAAACAAACAACAAAGACGCCGUGAUCCCUGAUGAAGAAAACAAACAAAACUAGAAUGAAGAAAAACACAGUAAAAAACGUAUCAAGAAAUACAAAAAGAAA
Messenger RNA from Episyrphus balteatus (marmalade hoverfly), 3519 nucleotides. RefSeq names its product B-box type zinc finger protein ncl-1-like. The transcript is spliced from 9 exons. Lineage: Eukaryota; Metazoa; Arthropoda; Insecta; Diptera; Syrphidae. The coding region runs from base 438 to 3278 and encodes 946 amino acids. Gene Ontology annotation, biological process: positive regulation of DNA-templated transcription. Gene Ontology annotation, cellular component: nucleoplasm; chromatin. Gene Ontology annotation, molecular function: ubiquitin-protein transferase activity; zinc ion binding; protein binding. The record is from RefSeq and is a predicted model, not a curated record.